UGUCUCAGACAUUUGUUUCGUUAUUUCCUCUCUGUUUUCUGUUGUUUCAUUUCCGUCCACGUCUCUCAGCGCCAAAGAAUGGAGUCGCAGGGGGAUUCUGCUACUUCCCUUCAGAAAACUCGCUCGCAGAGCGUCUCUCAUCCAUCCGACCAAUCGGUAGACAGUGAGGAGAAGAGUGCUCCUUCAGAACCAGCGAAAACUCCAGAACCUGUGGUCGUUGAGACGCCUUAUGUUGCCCCUCCUAUUAACUUUAUUGUAAUCUCCCUCGGAGCGAAAUCAGUGCCGGCGAACAUUCGGUGCAGGAAAGCGAACUUCAUAGAUUUCAUGAAGAAACUAUGUAACUUUAAAAGUGAUGAGUUUGAAAUGUGUGACCUUCAAGGUCGGUUGGUUGGUUUAUUAGAAUUGACAGACAACCAGUUCGUGGACGGUUUAUUUAAAGCGGGUCAGAUGUAUGUCCCUUGUGAACUGUACAAAAGAGUCGGCGGCAUCUUGAUAGAAGUGAGGCCUUGUAUUCCAAACUGGCAAGUCCAUCAUCCAGAAUUAGCAGCUCUAUUAGACAACAGUAUUCCAGGGACACAAAAAGGGACUGCCCAAUCUAGUAAACACACUUUGGACAGUAAAACCAAGGAAGUGAAAGACAAAUUUAAGUGAUUGAAAUAGAUGAAAGAAAUGUACAAUUAUAUUUCAAAAUUUUGAUACUACAGAUUAUAUAGAAUAAAUUUGAUAUAUUAUUUUUAGAUUGUAUUUUGUAUUGAAGAAACAAAGAAUAUAAUUUUUUUCUAAAAUUCUACAAAA
Molecule: messenger RNA, 795 nt
Organism: Biomphalaria glabrata
Lineage: Eukaryota; Metazoa; Mollusca; Gastropoda; Planorbidae
Exons: 5
Coding region: 79-651 (190 amino acids)
Source: RefSeq, a predicted model, not a curated record